CUGUAAACAGUUUCUCUUGACACUUUCUGUUUCUGCAGUCAAAGCAUGAACAUGUCACUUAGGAUAAGGAAACAACAGAAAACUCACGUUUGCUGGAAUGUGACUGAACUUGAGUGAUGGCUUUCAAACGGUGAAGAAAAAUGUAGCUCACGAAUUUUGUUUCUCAAAAAGCACUUGUCAGUAGAAGCCAACUGAACAACACGAAAGGUCAAGUUGCAGAUUUCUGUCAGACAUGGACAACCAAAGGAAUGUAUUUUCUCGCUACACAGAUUUGUGUGGAAAUGAACUUCGAAUGGUCCUCGUUGGAAAAACAGGAAAUGGGAAAAGUGCUUCGGGAAACACUAUCCUAGAUCGAGAGGCUUUUUAUUCACAUCUUUCACCAGAGUCUAUCACAUCACAGUGUGAAAAGGCCAGAGGAAACGUGAACGGGCGCACAGUGGUCCUGAUCGACACACCAGGAAUGUAUGAUACAGUGCUCACAAAAGACAAGGUGAUCUCAGAGGUGAAAAUGUGCGUCUCCCUUUCUGCGCCCGGUCCUCAUGCCUUCCUGAUUGUGAUCAAGCUUGACAGAUUCACAGAGGAAGAAGUGAGAACAGUGGAACUCCUGCAGAGGGUGUUUGGUGAGGAAGCUGCAGAUUACUCCUUGGUCCUCUUCACUCACGGUGACCGGCUGAGAGAUAAAACAGUGGAGGAUUUUUUCCCUAAAAACAGAAAACUUCACCAGUUGAUUAGACAAUGCAGCGGCCGCUAUCACGUCUUAAACAACACAAUCACUGAUAGGCAGCAGGUAUCAAAUCUGCUUCAAAAGGUAGACCAGAUGGUUAGGCAAAAUGGAGGGGGCUUCUACACAAAUCAAAUGCUCCAGGAUGCUGAGAGAGCCAUCACAGAAGAAAUGAUAGCUACUCUGAAAGCUGAAGAAGAGGAAAAACUCAGAGAAGGUGCAAGACUGAGAGCCACAUUGGAAAGAGAAGAUAUGCAGACAAAGCUAAACCAGAUCGAUGAACAGCGUUACUUCAAAAUAAGAGAAAAGGCUGAGAAGAAAAACAAAUUUCUGAAAAGUGGACUGACGAUGGCAUUCGCUGAAAUAGGGGUUGCAAUUGGAGGUGCUGUCGGAAUGCCUCUGGGUCCAGUCGGCAUCGGGAUCGGAGCAGGAGUGGGUGCAGCUGUUGGAGCUGGAGUAGGACUGAUGGCAUCAGCAGUUACAACACUCUGUAGCAGGAGCUGUUCCAUACAGUAACGUACCAAUUGAAGACAAAUCAGUUCAUUCUGACCUGAACCAAGUCGACCAAAAUCACACAUUUAGUUUGCAUAAUGCUGCAGCACUCACAACAUAUUAAAUACAUGCAACAAAAGUAAGUAUUUUCAGCUUUGGCACAAAUUUAUGUAUUUGUUUAAUCAUUCAUUGCAGUAAAAAACAAUUAGAGUAUCAACGUGAAUUAAUUUAACCUUAAUUUGGGUAUUUUGUUGAUACUGUAGGUUUGGGUACGGACCAAAACCAGCAAGCGAUUACAGCACAGCAAAUGUUAACUCUGUUCUUUUCUUCAAAGAUUAUUUUACACGAGGCAGUGGUGCAACAAGCAGACACUGGGCCCUAAUGCAGGCUUGUCAAGGUGGAGCCCCCCCCCAAAAACCCCUAACCCGAGCCAGCUGAUGUAAUGUCAACAGCAAAUGUAGACAUCGAAACAAAUAAAAAGUAAUGUCAUAAACCUUGUGUUGAACAAAUAAAAAUCACGUGUGAGCACUGAUCUGAGCACUUGCAUUUUCAAAUGUGAGGCAUAAUAUUUUUGAUGUAGCCUCUCUACUUUUAAGAUUAGGCUUAAAACUUUCCUUUUUGCUAAAGCUUAUAAUUAGGGCUGGAUCAGGUGACCCUGAACCAUCCCUUAGUUAUGCUGCUAUAGACUUAG
Molecule: messenger RNA, 1904 nt
Organism: Thalassophryne amazonica
Lineage: Eukaryota; Metazoa; Chordata; Actinopteri; Batrachoidiformes; Batrachoididae
Product: GTPase IMAP family member 9-like
Exons: 2
Coding region: 233-1237 (334 amino acids)
Molecular function (GO): GTP binding
Source: RefSeq, a predicted model, not a curated record